Messenger RNA from Linum tenue, 1647 nucleotides. The record is from the annotation of a GenBank genome assembly. Lineage: Eukaryota; Viridiplantae; Streptophyta; Magnoliopsida; Malpighiales; Linaceae.
AUGGACGUACUUUCAAGCCUCCCCGAGAUCCUCAUCACAGCUCUCGCCGUAGCCACAUUCUUCUACCUCCGCCGGCUAGGAAACAACCGAAAGCACCCCAAAAACCGGCCGGUCCCGGAGAUCCCCGGCGGGCUGCCUCUGGUCGGCCACCUCCACCUCCUCGCCGGCAACCAGACCCUGGCACGGACGCUGGGCUCCUUCUCGGACAAGUACGGCACCGUGUUCGCCGUCCGGCUCGGAGCCAACACGGCCGUGGUGGUGAGCGACUUCGAGUCCAUGAAGCAAUGCUUCACCACCAACGACCGUGUCCUCGCCACCCGCCCGGACUCCGUCCAGGCCAAGAUGCUCAGCUACGACAAGACCGUGUUCGGGUUCGCCCCUUACGGCGCCUACCUCCGCGACAUCAAGAGGAUCCUCAUGAACGAGGUCCUCGCCCUCCACCGCGUCCGGGCCCUCCGCCACGUCCGCGUCUCCGAGCUCGACCUGCUGGUCCGCGACCUCUACCAGAGGUCGCGGAGCCAGAAGUUGAAAUCAGCAGUGACAGAGCCCAACACUUCUGGCUCCGUCACUGUCUCCCAGGGCGAAGGUAAGGCGGUGGUGAUCAGCGAGGCGGUACACAGCUACGUGCUCAACAUCAUCACUCGGAUCGUCGCCGGGAAGAGGUACUUCGGUGGCGGUGGCGGCUGCACCGACGACGGGAGGCCGAUCAGUGAAGUGAUCAAGGAGUUCACGCUGGUCAUGGGCACCCUUGUACCUUCGGAUCUGAUACCGAUUCUUGGGUGGGUGUUGCCCCAGGGAACCGUGAAGGCGAUGAAGCGAGUUUUCAAGGAGCUGGAUCUGGUUAUGGAAGGGUGGAUCGACGAGCACAAGAAGAAGAAGAGGGAGAAGAAGGAGCCGAUGCUCACCGACAACGACGACGAUGAGGUCAAUCAGGACCUCAUCGACGUGAUGUUGUCGGAAAUUAAGGACGACGUGGUGCACGGCCACAAGCGGGAGACCAUCAUCAAAGCCACAGCUCUGUCUGUCAUCGUGGCGGGUGCAGAAACGAGUGCGAUAACGCUCACGUGGGUCCUGGCCAAUCUGCUGAACCACAAGCGGGUACUGAAGCUGGCUCAAGAAGAGAUAGACAGUAAAGUAGGUAAAGAUCGGUGGGUGGAGGAUUCCGACAUCGAAAGUCUGCCGUAUUUGGGAGCCGUGAUUAAAGAGACGUUUCGAAUGUAUCCUCCGGGCCCGCUUUCCUUCCCUCGGGAAGCGUCGGAGGACAUCACGAUCAGAGGCUACCACGUUCCCAAAGGGACUCGUUUCUUCGCCAACUUCUGGAAGCUGCACAGAGAUCCUAAAGUCUGGUCCGACCCGGACCAGUACAGACCGGAGAGGUUCCUGACGACCAACGCGAACGUGGAGGUAUUCGGGCAUCAGUUCGAGUACCUCCCGUUCGGGUCGGGCAGGAGGGGAUGCCCCGGGAUCAAUCUCGGGAUGCAGAUUACUCAACUGACCCUGGCGAGGCUGGUUCAGGGCUUCCUCUGGAGUGCACCAGAGGACAGGCCCGUCGACAUGACGGAGGGACUGGGACUCGCUCUUCCGAAGGCGAGUCCCCUGGAGGCCGUCCUUACCCCGCGCCUCUCUCCUCACCUUUACACUGCCUAA